Naegleria gruberi is the source of this 891-nucleotide messenger RNA. RefSeq lists its product as uncharacterized. The transcript has a single exon. Lineage: Eukaryota; Heterolobosea; Eutetramitea; Acrasida; Naegleriidae. The coding region runs from base 1 to 891 and encodes 296 amino acids. The record is from RefSeq and is a predicted model, not a curated record.
AUGUCGAAACAAUGUUCUCCCGUUACUCUCGAUGAUCCACUCUCUAAAAAUUUGAAAUCCUUCCCAAAUAAUAAUCCUAUUGAAGAUGAUCAUGAUGAAGGAGAAGAAUUAAUGAUGAUAAGAGAAGAAAAGAAUAAUCGUAUUAAUAACACUUCUGCAACAGAGCAGAGUAGUAGUAUAUUGUUGGAUGAGGAAUCUGAUGAAGAAAAUUCGCUGUUAAAGGAAGGAGCAACUACUAGUAGUAAUCAACGUUCUUGUUCUUCUUUUAAGAAUCAAUCUUGUUCGGAUUCCAAUAAGAAGGAUAUGGUACAAUUACACACUCAAAUACCUGCUUAUUAUUUAAGGAUUGGAAAACAUAUGAUUGUGUUUAUUGGUAUCAUGAUUUUGUGUGCCAUUUCAUCGGGAUUUGUUUUUAGAGAAUUGACAAAGAAUAGUGUUCCAUUUAGUAAGGUUGGAGAUUAUGCCUAUCAACAGGGAUCAUUAAUUCAUGGCCAUUUCUUCUCAUUGGGUGUUUUUGUUCCUCUCACACUUGUUGUCUUGCUCUUUUUGAGUUAUGUCAUGACUGGUGAGAAGGUGAGCAGUGGAAUGUUUCAUGUUGGAUUUAUUAUUUAUGAAAUUGGAGCUGUUCUUGCAUUGGCUGCUUUUUGUUAUAAGGCAGGAUCAUUCUUGUCUUUUAUUAAGAGAAAUCCAAAAGCUAAUAUUCAUGAAUUUGAGCUGUAUACUUGGGGAGGCACUUCAAGUUAUGGAGGAAAGAAUGAUGGAACUGGUGACAUGUCAAUGAAAAUGAUUAGAAUGUUGUACUUUGCAAUUUCACAUGGUUUCAUGUUGAUUGGUUUGUUCAAGUGUGUCAUUAUCAUAUUUAUUUCAAUUUUCAGAAAAAAGAAAUUGUAA